This is a messenger RNA of Vidua chalybeata, 2099 nucleotides long. Its product is annotated as aquaporin-4-like. Gene Ontology annotation, cellular component: plasma membrane. Lineage: Eukaryota; Metazoa; Chordata; Aves; Passeriformes; Viduidae. Gene Ontology annotation, biological process: transmembrane transport. Bases 1120 to 1935 code for a protein of 271 amino acids. The transcript is spliced from 6 exons. Gene Ontology annotation, molecular function: water channel activity. The record is from RefSeq and is a predicted model, not a curated record.
CGGUGUCCCCCCGCGUGUCCCGGCGCUGUCCCAGCCCUUUGUGGCCGCGGAUUGUUCUGGCUUUGCCGGGCUCAGCAGCGCCGGGGCCCCCCCGUGCUGAGCCAGGGCUUCGCCCGCUGACUCACCCCACGUGCGGGGCCGGUGCUGAGCCGGCAGAGCCACGGCCCGGGGGGGGGGGGGGCACCGGGGCUGGCCCCCCCCACCCCCGGACCCCUCCCACUGCCCCCACGGGGACCGGCACGGUGGGGUCAGCCCCGGCGGCCCCGAGCUCGUCCCGGGUGUGUGACCCCCCCCCCCAGGACAGCCCUGUCCCCCCUGGUUUUGUGGCAGGUGUGUGACCCCCCCCCGGGUCACCCCUGUCCCCCAGCUCAGGUCGUGGCAGGUGUAUGACACUCCCUGGGACACCCCUGUCCCCCAGUUUGUGUCAGGUGUGUGACCCCCCCCCCCCCCCCCGCCGGGGACAGCCCUGUGCCCCCCAGUUUGUGUCAAUUGUGUGACCCCCCCGGGGUCAGCCCUGUCCCCAGUUCUUGUCCCAGGUGUGUGACCCAUCCUGGUCCCCCUGCCAGGGACAGCCCUGUCCCCAUCUCAGUCCACGUGUGUCACCCCUCCUGUUGCCCCACCAGGGACCCUGUCCCCACUCUUGUCCCACAUGUGUGACAUUGCCACCCCCCCCACCCCCCCAGGGCACGGCCCCGUGUCCUGUGCUCAUCCCAGGUGUGUCACCCUGUCCCCUGUGACCCCCUCAGUCCCCCCAGGACCCUGUCCCCAUGCUCAUCCCAGGUGUGUCACCCUGUCCCCUGUGACCCCCUCAGUCCCCCCAGGACCCUGUCCCCAUGCUCAUCCCAGGUGUGUCACCCUGUCCCCUGUGACCCCCUCAGUCCCCCCAGGACCCUGUCCCCAUGCUCAUCCCAAGUGUGUCACCCUGUCCCCCGUGACCCCCUCAGCCCCUCCCUGAGGGUCCCUGUGCUCAUCCCAGGUGUUCAACCCCCCCAGGGACAGCCCUGUCCCCACUCUCACCACAGAUGUGUGACCCCCCCCCCCCCAUCCCCCCCAGCCUUUCAUCCCAGCCUUUCAUCUCUGGUUGUCCUGGCAACAUCCCAAAGGGUCCCGGGGGUUGCCAUGGCACCCAGGGAUGCUCCAAGCCAAGGACCCCUGCAGCCCCCUCCCAAAGUCCUGCCCCACCCUCAGCACCUCAGGGCUGCCCUGUGCCAAGGGGGUGGCAGUGCUGGGGGGUGGCAGGAAAGCGAGGGGGUGACAGGGACAGGGGUGGCAGUGCCAGGGGGCAGGAGGUGCCCCCGCCCCGGGUGUGCUCUGCGCUCCCCUCUCCCACAGCUGCACCAUGGCCAUCAGGGAGGAGCUGCACAGCGGCCGCUUCUGGCGCUGAGCGCCCUGCGUGGGGCCGCGGGGGUCCUGGCCCAGUGCACGGGGGCCACGCUGGCCUCUGCUGCUGCCCGUGCAGCGCUGCCGGACGACACCGGCCUCGUCACCACGGUGAGCGCGGUGGGGACAGCGGGGACAGCGCUGGCCUGGGAGACCUUCGCCACCUUCCAGCUGGCACUGGCCGCCUUCGCCGCCGCUGAGCACGCAGCCCCGCAGGCCGGGCUGGCCCUGGGCAGCGCCGUGGCCGCCGGUGCCCUGGCCGCAGGGCCGUUCUCGGGGGGCAGCAUGAACCCCGCGCGCUCGCUGGGGCCGGCCAUCGUCACCGGUGUCUGGGAUCAUCACUGGGUGUACUGGCUGGGGCCGGUGCUGGGCGCGGUGCUGGCCGGGCUCUCCUACGAGUUCAUCCUGGCUCCCGGAGCCUCCCGGGAGAAGCUGGGUGCCUGCCUCGCCUGCCGGGACGUGGCUCUGGUGGAGACCCCCAGCCUGUCCCCCUCCUCGGUGGCCCACGGCCCCCCGGCCCCCCCGGCCGAGCAGCGGGAGCAGGGCACUGCCUGAGCCCCCCCGCUCCACCGCAGCCCCCCGAUCCUCCACACCCUGGCACCGGAUCCUCGCCGCCGCCAGAACCUUCGUGGGGCACCCACAGGAUGGGGGCCUCCGUGCCCCCUCCCCUUUUACUGUCCUCUCCCCCGUGCGGGGAUUAAAGGUGUGUUGGGGUCGCA